Messenger RNA from Colossoma macropomum (tambaqui), 13420 nucleotides. RefSeq names its product ankyrin-3-like. The record is from RefSeq and is a predicted model, not a curated record. Gene Ontology annotation, molecular function: protein binding. Gene Ontology annotation, biological process: regulation of cardiac muscle contraction; protein localization to T-tubule; signal transduction. Gene Ontology annotation, cellular component: T-tubule. NCBI's taxonomy places the organism in Eukaryota, Metazoa, Chordata, Actinopteri, Characiformes, Serrasalmidae.
AGCAAGCAGUGUGUGUAUGUGUGUUUUUGAAGUGUGUGAGUGUGUGUUUCUAACAGCAUCUCUCUCUGUCACACACACGCGGGCGUGCGAGCUCUGCGAGCGGAGCGGAGUGGAGUGUGUGUGUGUACGGGGCGUGUGUGUGUGCGUGUGUGUGAGUGUGUGUUGCUCCAUGCUGGACUGAGUGGAGAGUUGAGCGCUUCAGUUCUGAGGAUUUUAGGAGAUUCAGAGAUCAUGAGCGAAGAAGCCAAAGAGAAGAGCUCCUCCAAACCCACUCACAGGAAGAAGAAGGGAAAGAAGUCGGACAGUAAUGCCAGUUACCUGCGGGCGGCAAGGGCAGGUAAUCUGGAGAAAGCUCUGGACUACCUGAAGAGCGGAGUGGACAUCAACAUCUGCAACCAGAACGGUCUAAAUGCGCUGCACUUGGCGUCUAAAGAGGGUCAUGUGGAGGUGGUGGCAGAACUGCUCAAACUGGGGGCCAGCGUUGACGCUGCUACCAAGAAGGGAAACACAGCGCUGCACAUUGCAUCUCUGGCCGGACAGACGGACGUGGUACGGGAACUCGUGACCAAUGGAGCCAACGUUAAUGCACAGAGCCAGAAUGGCUUCACUCCGCUGUACAUGGCCGCUCAGGAGAACCAUCUGGACGUGGUUCGGUUCCUGCUGGAGCACGGAGCCAGCCAGAGCAUCGCCACAGAGGAUGGCUUCACUCCACUGGCGGUGGCGCUACAGCAGGGUCAUGAUCAGGUGGUCUCUCUGCUGUUGGAGAACGACACAAAGGGUAAAGUUCGACUGCCCGCGCUCCACAUAGCCGCCCGCAAGGACGACACCAAAUCUGCAGCUCUGCUCCUGCAGAACGACCACAACGCCGACGUGGAGUCGAAGAGUGGCUUUACUCCUCUGCACAUCGCUGCCCACUAUGGUAACAUCAACGUUGCCACGUUGCUCCUGAACAGAGGAGCAGCAGUGGACUUCAUGGCCAGGAAUGACAUCACUCCGCUGCAUGUAGCGGCUAAAAGAGGGAACGGGAACAUGGUGAAGCUGCUGCUGGACCGAGGAGCCAAAAUCGAUGCCAAGACCAAGGAUGGGCUGACCCCACUGCACUGCGGAGCGCGGAGUGGACAUGAGCAGGUGGUUGAGAUGCUUUUAGACAGAGGAGCUCCAAUCCUCUCCAAAACUAAGAACGGUCUAUCUCCCCUGCACAUGGCCACUCAGGGUGAUCACCUGAACUGCGUCCAGCUCCUCCUGCAGCAUGACGUACCAGUGGAUGAUGUCACCAACGACUACCUGACUGCUCUGCAUGUGGCUGCUCACUGCGGUCAUUAUAAAGUGGCCAAAGUUAUAGUGGACAAGAAGGCCAACCCGAAUGCUAAAGCACUGAACGGCUUCACUCCGCUGCAUAUCGCCUGUAAGAAGAACAGAGUGAAGGUGAUGGAGCUGCUGCUGAAACACGGAGCGUCUCUACAGGCCGUCACUGAGUCGGGGUUGACGCCGAUCCAUGUGGCAGCGUUUAUGGGUCAUGAGAACAUAGUGAAGCAGUUAACACACCACGGAGCGUCACCAAACACCACCAACGUGAGAGGAGAGACGGCGCUACACAUGGCAGCGAGAGCCGGUCAGGCCGAUGUGGUCAGAUAUCUGCUACAGAACGGAGCGAAGGUGGACAUCAAGGCCAAGGACGACCAGACGGCGCUCCAUAUCUCCAGUCGUCUGGGGAAAACGGAGAUAGUUCAGCUGCUGCUGCAGAAGGGGGCGUGGCCUAGCGCAGCCACAACCUCAGGCUACACCCCACUGCACCUGGCGGUGAGGGAGGGGCAUCAGGAGACCGCCGCCCUGCUGCUGGAACACGGAGCUUCACUCUCUGCAGCUACCAAGAAAGGUUUCACGCCUCUGCAUGUUGCUGCUAAAUACGGCCAGAUAGAGGCAGCAAAGCUGCUCCUGCAGAAAGGAGCAGCACCGGAUACAGCAGGCAAGACUGGGUUAACUCCGCUGCAUGUAGCUGCUCACUAUGAUAAUCAGAGAGUGGCUCUGCUGCUGCUGGAUCACGGGGCGUCACCACACGCUGCAGCCAAGAACGGAUACACUCCUCUCCACAUCGCCGCUAAGAAGAAUCAGUUGGAGAUCGGUACGACUCUGCUGGAGUUCGGAGCGGAGACGAAUGCAGUGACGCGGCAGGGCAUCAGCCCGCUGCACCUCGCUGCUCAGGAGGGCAGUGUGGACCUGGUGUCGCUAUUACUGACCAAACACGCUAACGUUAACAUGGGCAAUAAGAACGGGCUGACUCCGCUGCACCUGGCGGCUCAGGAGGACAGAGUGGGCGUGGCUGAGGUUCUGCUGAAUCAUGGGGCUGAGGUGGACGCUCACACAAAGACGGGUUACACUCCGUUGCAUGUGGCCUGUCACUAUGGCAACAUGAAGAUGGCCAGCUUCCUGUUAGAGAAUCAAGCGAAGAUCAACAGCAAAACAAAGAGUGGAUACACUCCUCUACACCAGGCAGCACAGCAAGGCCACACCCACAUCAUUAAUAUGCUUCUUCAGCACCGAGCCUCAGCCAAUGAUCUCACAGUGAACGGUAACACUGCUCUCUCGAUCGCCCGGCGGCUCGGAUACAUCUCUGUGGUCGACACUCUAAGAGGAGUAACAGAUGAAAACCUCACUGCCACGCCACCAGUGACGGAGAAACACAAGCUGAACGUUCCGGAAACCAUGAACGAGUUCCUGGACAUGUCAGAUGAUGAGGGUGAGGAUGCGAUGACCGGUGAGACAGAGAAGUACCUGCGGCCGCAGGACCUGAAGGAGCUUGGAGACGAUUCACUGCCGCAGGAAGGAUACAUGGGCUUUAGUAUCGGAGCUCGAUCAGUCAGUAUGCGCUCCUUUAGCUCGGACAGAUCCAACACCCUGAACAGGACGUCCUGUGUGAGGGACAGCAUGGUGAUAGAGGAGGUCAUCGCUCCGACCAAAGACACGCAGUUGUCUGUGAGCCGUGAGCAGAAUGAGUGUCUGAGACGUUACAGCUGGACUCCGGACACUGUGGACCACACACACAACACUGUGUCCAGCCCCAUACACUCCGGGUUCCUAGUGAGUUUCAUGGUGGAUGCUAGGGGCGGGUCCAUGAGAGGAAGUCGCCAUGACGGCAUGCGCAUCAUCAUCCCGCCCAGGAAGUGCCCGGCGCCCACACGGAUCACCUGCCGCCUGGCCAAACGCCACAGGCUGGCAUACCCACCCCCCAUGGUGGAGGGGGAGGGGCUGGUGAGCAGGCUGGUGGAGGUGGGGCCAGCCGGAGCUCACUUUCUGGGGCCGGUCAUUGUGGAGAUCCCCCAUUUCGGCUCCAUGCGUGAGAAGGAGCGCGAGCUGAUCGUUCUGCGCAGUGACAACGGCGACACCUGGAAGGAGCAUCACUACGACUGCCGAGGAGAGGACCUGACAGCUCUGCUCAACGGCAUGGACGAGGAGCUGGACAGCCCAGCUGAGCUGGAGAAAAAGCGAAUUUGCCGCAUCAUCACUAAAGAUUUCCCACAGUACUUUGCGGUGGUGUCCCGCAUUAAGCAGGAGAGUGACCACAUGGGUCCGGAGGGCGGAGUCCUGACCAGUGAGGCAGUUCCCAUGGUGAGGGCCGCCUUUCCUCCUGGAGCACUCACCAAGAAGAUCCGUGUUGGCCUACAGGCCCAGCCUGUGCCGGAGGAAGUGGUGUGGAGUGUGAUUGGGAACAGAGCGUCUUUCAGCCCCAUCGUUACUGUGGAGCCCCGCAGGAGGAAGUUCCAUAAACCCAUCACCAUGACGAUCCCCGUCCCUCCCAGAGCAAAGGAGGCAGCGGCUAAUGGCCGCAAAGGUGACCCCGCCCCCUGCCUGAGACUGCUCUGCAGCAUCACAGGGGGCACAUCUCCAGCUCAGUGGGAGGACAUCACUGGAACCACUCCACUGUCCUUCGUCACCGACUGCGUCUCAUUCACCACUAAUGUUUCAGCCAGGUUCUGGUUGGCAGACUGUCAGCAGGUCAGUGAGACGGUUGCCCUGGCGACCCCUCUGUAUCGUGAGUUGAUCUGCGUGCCAUAUUUGGCGAAGUUCGUGGUGUUUGCGAAGCCGAUCGACCCGAUGGAGGCACGACUGCGCUGCUUCUGCAUGACCGACGAUAAAGUGGACAAAACUCUGGAGCAGCAGGAGAACUUUGAGGAAGUGGCCAGGAGCAAAGACAUCGAGAUCCUGGAGGGAAAGCCCAUCUAUGUGGAUUGCUAUGGUAACCUUGCACCCAUAAGCAAGAGCAGCCAGCAGCUCAUCUUCACCUUCUACGCCUUCAAAGAGAACCGACUGCCUUUCAACGUCAAGGUACGCGACGUUGGGCAGGAGGCGUGUGGGAGACUCUCGUUCCUCAAAGAGCCGAAGAGCACUAAAGGUCUUCCACACUGCGCCAUCUGCAACCUCAACUUUACACUGCCAACCCACAGGAAGGAGAUGGAGUCGGAUCCUGAUGAUGAGAAUGACAACAAAGAUCGACGUCAUACCUUUGCUUCGUUUGCGUUACGAAAGCGCUACAGCUAUCUGACCGACCCUGCGUCCAGCCACAACGCCACUCCGAAAACCACGUCGCAGCCUUCUGGCUACGCUUACAAGCCUGUCUUUACGACACGCUCCUACCAGGCUUGGGCGACCAGCCCGCCCGUCAGCGCCACCGGACAGGCCAAGUCCGGCUUUGGCUCCCUCUCCAGCUCCUCCUCCAACACCCCCUCUGCCUCCCCACUGAGAUCCGUGUGGUCUGUAAACUCUGCCUCCCCCAUCAGAUCAGUCAUCGGAGGCUCACCUGCAUCCUCCAUCAAAUCUGCCAGUGAUGUUGCGUCACCGAUACGCUCCUACAGAACCAUCUCGUCUCCGAUAAAGACAGUUGUGCAGCAAGCCCAGUAUCCAGUCCAGGCUUCCCCAACCCUCCUUUCAUCCCCAGGGAAGAACACUCCUGACUCUGUCUCUGUAAAAGGCCUGGCAGCCCUUUCUGCCAGAACCUCUCCGGUUCCUGCUGGGGGUUCACUUCUAGAGAGAUCCUCCAUCGCUAUGACACCCCCUGCUUCACCCAAGUCCUCUCUGAACAUGUAUAACUCCAGUUUACCCUAUAAAUCUGUCAUAACCUCAAAUGCUCCAUCAACCGGUUCCCCCAUUAAAACUGUCCCAGGCCUCUCCUCAAUCCGAACAACUGAUGCUUCCAGCUCCCACAGGGGAUUCCUCAGUUCCCUUUCCUCACCACUUAAAACCAACUCCAGCUCCAGUGCAGCAGCCUUGAUCAAUGGGACGGUUUCACCCACUAAGUACCGCUCCUCCUCCCCCAAUUCACUAAUGUCUGGCACCCUACAGGAGAGGAUACAGGCUACAACCAAUGCUGCCACCACCAGUGUAAAUGCUGCCUUCGAUGAAGUGGAGAAGACGCUAAACUCCUGCUCUGCAGGUUACGGCACACUCAAGUCUAUGUCGUCCUCUCCAUCUUCCUCCUAUCAGUCCAUCCGGUCCUCAGGUUCCAGCUCCAUUUAUGCCUCCCUUAGAUCCCCUCCCAACUCCACCACCUCUGUUACGUGCAGCACAAUCACAGUGCCUGUUUACUCAGUCAUAAACGUUUUGCCAGAACACCAGUUUAAAAAGCUUCCAGAUAUAUCCAAAUCAACAGCAGCUCUCUUGUCCCCCAGAAAGACCAUGCCCCCAGAGGCCAAUGCCCAAACACAGUCUUCCUUUGCCAAAACUCUGUCUCCAGUGAAAACGCCUUUGUUCAUGUCCCCUGCAGCCCUCAAGUCCACCUCCCCAUCCCCUCUGUCCAACAGUCAAGAGAUACUGAAGGAUGUUGCUGAAAUGAAGGAGGAUCUAAUUCGAAUGUCAGCCAUUUUGCAAACUGACGCAAGUUCUGUCUCCAAAAACUUCCGCUCUGACUCUCCUAAAGAGCAUAAGAUGGAAGAUGAGGAACCAUACAGGAUUGUAGAGAAAGUCAAACAAGACUUGGUCAAAGUUAGUGAGAUACUAACCAAGGAUGUUCUGAGGGAGAGUAAAGCAAACAUCAAAAACAGCAAGGUUGAAGAAGAUCUAGAGGAUGACAUCGAUGACAUCCAGCAAAAUGGAUGGAGGUGCCCCCCUCGGUAUGAGACAGUGGCACCUCAAUCCAAAACAAAAAACAUUCCUGACAGAGACUUUAACUUAGCAAAGGUAGUGGACUACCUGACCAAUGACAUUGGCACAAGCUCCUUGUCGAAAAUUGUAGAAGCAAAACAGACAAGAGAGGAAGUGAGGAGAGAGGGAGAGGAGAAACAGAAGCGUGUCUUAAAACCUGCCAUUGCGGUUCAAGAGCACAAGCUCAAAAUGCCGCCCUCAAACAUGCACCCAUCCCCCUCGGAGAAGGAGCUUUGUAAGCUAGCAGAUACAUUGUUUGGAACAGAUGUGGUUCUUGACUCCCCAGAUGACAUCUCUCAUGACCAAGAUAAAAGUCCGCUGUCAGACAGUGGGUUUGAGACUCGGAGUGAGAGGACUCCUUCAGCCCCUCAGAGUGCUGAAGGAAUGGGGCCCAAAGCUCUGUUCCAGGAAAUCCCACCAGUCAUCACUGAAACACGGACUGAGGUUGUACACGUUAUACGGAGCUACGAGCCUCCAGAAGACUCCAAGGAGCCUGUAAUGGAGGAGGUUAGGAUGGCAAAACCUCCAGCCCGAUGCGUUGACCCAGAGCCUAGAUCACCAGGUGGCUCAAUCAAGGAGAGAGUGAAAGCAUACCAAGCCAGAACAAAUCCAGAGGAAGACAUGGUGGGCAAAGGCAUGCGGCUCAAAGAAGAGACUCAUAUUACAACCACUACGCGAAUGGUGUAUCACAAACCACCAAGUAAAGAGGCUACAUCAGAGAGACUUGAGGAGACCAUGUCUGUAAGAGACAUCAUGAAAGCCUUUCAGUCAGGCCGAGAUCCAUCCAGAGAGAUAACUGGCUUGUUUGAGCACAAAGGCAGCAUUGAGGGAGUGGACCAAUCUCAGAGGCCUCUGGAUAGAGACUCAAUGCCCAAAGUGGAGCGCAUCAUCGAGGUUCACAUUGAGAAAGGAAAUAAGACCGAACCAACAGAGGUCAUCAUUAGGCAAACCAAAAAUCACCCUGAGAAAGAAAUGUACAUUUACCAAAGCAGUGGUGGAAUGAAGGAGCUUCAAAACAAAGAGGAAAUUGAACAGCAGGAGGAGCAAGAGCCUGAAGAAUCCCUGCCCUGCUAUUUGGACUCCUCCAGAGUGAACACACCUGUCUUUCAGGAGGAUGACAGCUCUGCCCAGCUAAUGGGUGAUGACUCGUACAAAACUCUGAAACUACUUAGUCAGCACUCAGUGGAAUACCAUGAGGAAGAAUCGGCAGAUACGAGGGGAGAGUCAUACAAAUUUGCAGAGAAAAUGCUCUUCUCUGAGAAAUUUGACUCUUCUCAUUCUGACUCGGAUGAAUCUGUGAUUGAUCGAUCUCGUUACUAUGAAGAGGGAACACACAGUGGCUCAAUGAGAGAAUUCAUGCUCAAACCUGACAAGCAAGGCACAGCCUCAAAGGACAGUGAAAACUAUGACAAGCAAACUUUGCUGCAGUAUGCUUCCGAUCCUGGUAGUCCUAAAAAGCCCUUUUGGACAAGAGCAUCUGAAGACAGACAGAAUAAAAACAGAGACAAAAUGAUAUAUGAGGACAGAGUAGACAGAACUGUCAAAGAAGCAGAGGAGAAGCUUAGUGAAGUGUCACAGUUUUUCCGUGAUAAAACAGAGAAAUUGAACGAUGAGCUCCACUCCCCUGAAAAGAAGCAUCGUAGGCCAGAUGCUCGAGAGACUAGAUCUGGACCUAGUUCUACCUGCAGCAGCCCUGAGAGAUCAGUGUUUAGGAAUGGAGGGAGUGGAGAAGAGUGGAGCAGAGAUAGGUUCAGAGACAAGUAUGGUGCUCAUGACCGGAAGUGUGCCAGCCUUCCUAGCAGCCCAGAAAGACGUGCUUUGCUUCUAUACAAUGAUGAUAAUGGAAAACAAGGUGACUGCUCAUCAGCAAGUAGUGCAAGCGAGUCUUCUAAAUACCACCAACCCUCAACAUCCAAGGUUAGUUCAGUUAGGAUGAAAUUUGAAGCAGAAGCUCAAAAGCAAGAUAAGGGGCCCCAGUGGGAUCAAACCUCUGGAUCUCCAGUAAGGAAGCUACAGGAAAGUAAAUUGCCUGUUUAUCAAGUUUUUGCGGGGGGCAAUCUCCCCAAAUCAUCAGACACUUCCAAAGGUGAGCAUAGCCCAAAGAAAGUUCUAGAAAGUGAGAGUGGGCAAACUUAUAAUGUCAGGAGAGCCCAAGCACUUGCUGAUAGAAAUAGAAAUGUGUCAGAUAACACCAGCCCAAAACAUCAGAAAAGUGUUCACAGCAAAGAGCAAGAUGUAGAUAAAGAUCGGAAGAUUUACAAAACUUGGGAAAGUCACGGCAAUGGACAGCAUAAAACGCCAAAGUCAAAAAUGUCUCACACCCUAGUUCAAGAUGCUAUGGUUGAUAGUGAAGAGAACAGAAAUUCCACUAAAGGAGAAACAACCAAAAAGAUCAUAUAUACAGAGCUAGUGAUUCGAGAAGACCCCAGCAGCCCUGAGAAAUACAGUGGUUCUCUAAAAAAAAACUCGGAAUCACAAAUUCCUGUUAGGGUUUCAUCUAGUUUUAUAGACCAUCACCAAAGUAGUACUUUAAAGCUAGAUUCAUCUGUUAAAUCUGAUGGAGUAGGGUCCCACAUACCAACAUUAGAUAGAAGUGAGCACCACUGUAGUUCUGAUGCAAACAAAUCAUCUAGUGAUGUGUUGUCAGUAGGAAAUGCUACCAUAGUCUGCAAUGGUGUUGAUAGUGACCAAAUCGAGUAUAUUGAGAGAGUGAAUCCUGGUGUGACUGCAGACAUCAAGCCUCUGCCAGUUUAUGUCAGCAUUCACGUAGACAAACAGUACGAGAAGGAGACAGCCACUGGGCAGCUUAGCACCUACAAAAAAGUAGUUAGCCAUGAAAGUCGAACAGUACAUGAGACGAGGGGCGCAUUCUACACAGUCAAGCAGAAACAGCAGUGUUCACCUCAGGGCAGCCCAGAGGAUGACACACUAGAGCAGGUGACUUUUAUGGACAGUUCUGGAAGAAGCCCUGUCACUCCUGAAACACCAAGCUCUGAGGAAGUUAGCUAUGACUUCAACUCCAGAGCGCCAGAAUCUGUAAUUGGCUCCAUAACUGGCAUGCCCAGCCCAAUACCAGAAGAGUCAGAGGAAGAGGAGCAACCCAAGACUUUCAUCUUCAGGGAACUACCAGCAGAAAAAGCCAAACCGGCCACUCCACCAGAGUCUUCAAAAGGGAAACAUGAAUCACCUGGGAAAAGAACAAAAGACAAACGGGUAGCUUACAUUGAGUUUCCUCCACCUCCACCAUUAGAGACUGAGCAGUCUGACCCUGAAAAGAAAGUGUCAUGCCCAUCUUCUGAGGCAGAAACAGAGAUGAUGGAGGUAAAUCUCCAAGAGGAGCAUGACAGGCACCUCCUUGCAGACCCUGUGAUCCGAGUCCAGCCACCUUCUCCUCUUCCACCUGGAGCUGACAACUCUGAUUCCAGUGAUGAUGAGUCUGUCUUUCAACCCAUUCCUCUCAAAAAGUACACCUUCAAAAUGGCAGAGGAAGGUGAAAAACGUGUGAGGCCUCGAAAACCAGAGAGAAAUGGUUCCCACCACAAAGAGUCAAGUGUGAAUGGUGUCAUCAAAGGAGAUGAUGUGGACUUUGAGCAGAAUGGCAAUGAUCAGUCUAUCACUGACUGCUCUAUAGCUACAACUGCAGAGUUUUCCCAUGACACCGAUGCUACAGAGAUAGACUCUCUUGAUGGUUAUGAUCUGCAGGAUGAGGAUGAUGGGUUGAGUGAUCCCAAAACCUCCAGCCUCUCAAACGAUGGAAAACCAGGUGAUCGAUCCUUCAGCCAGAGCAAGCUGGAAGUGAUUGAAGAGGAAAGCACUCCUAAUGAGGAUACUGGAGAAAAAGCAAAAUCUAAAAGCAACUCAUCAAGCAAAAAAUCAGACAGUGCUAAAGAUGAAGACAAGAUCUACUCCUUGGAGGGAAGGCACCCUGACAGGCAAGGGUUUGCGGACAGUUAUUUCAGCUACAAACUUGAGGAGGAACUGAAUACAACAUUCAAAACAGUUGCCACCAAAGGCUUGGAUUUCGACCCAUGGUCCAGCAAAGGAGCAGAGGAAGGAGUAUUUGACACUAAAGGCAAAGAUGAAGAUCCAAAGCCUUUUGGUUUGUCAGUGGAUGACAAGUCACAGGCUACCACACCAGACACCACUCCGGCUCGAACACCAACUGAUGAGAGCACCCCAACUAGCGAGCCCAACCCCUUCCCCUUCCAUGAGGGCAAGAUGUUUGAGAUGACCCGCAGUGGCGCUAUUGACAUGAGCAAGCGGGACUUUGUUGAGGAGAGGCUUCAGUUUUUCCAGAUUGGUCCGCAAACCCCUUGUGAGAGGACGGACCUUCGCAUGGCUAUCGUGGCUGAUCAUCUGGGACUCAGCUGGACAGAGCUGGCUCGAGAGAUGAAUUUCUCGGUGGAUGAGAUCAAUCACAUCCGCACGGAGAACCCCAACUCCCUCACCGCCCAGAGCUUCAUGCUGCUGAAGAAGUGGGUGAGCAGAGACGGGAAGAACGCCACCACGGAUGCGCUGACCGCAGGGCUGACCAAAGUGAACCGGAUGGAUAUUGUGACUCUUCUGGAAGGGCCCAUAUUUGAUUAUGGUAACAUUUCAGGCACCAGAAGUUUUGCAGAUGAUAGCGCUGUGUACCAGGAGAAAGCGGAUGGCUGGAUCGGUGAGAACCCCAGCGGCAACAUGGAACCGCUCACUCAGGGGCGGAGCCUCAGCACUGACCUCAUCGACAGGCAGGACAACAGUCAGGAAAACUCCAGUGACUCUGUGACAUCAUCGUCCAGAGGGGAUUCUGGGAAACCUCGUCAGAACGGCGAGCAUUCUGAGACCCCGCCCCGCAGCACAGCGUCACAGGUUUCAGCCAACGGAUCAGGACGAGAGGAAGGAACUCUGCUGGUUGAGCACAAAGUCAAGCAGCGUACAGCUACAGAGUCUGGCUCAGAUGAGGAACGCACCGUCACCACGCGAGUGUUCCGCAGACGCCUCAUCCUAAAGGGUGAGGAGGCUCGGAACAUUCCGGGAGAGACUGUUUCAGAGGAGCAGUUCACUGAUGAGGAAGGAAACAUCAUCACCAGAAAAGUGAUCCGGAAGGUGAUCCAGCGGGUGGAUGCCCCGACUCCGGAGGAUCAGGAUGAUCAGGGGAGACGUUUCGAAGGUGAGGAGAAAGGACGAGAGAAGGUCUUCAGAGAAGAAGUUUCACUCUUAGAUGAAGCUCAGCAUUAGCAGGUUUUGCAAUUUGUUUCUCGUCCGUCUCCGGAUGACGGGGCCAGCAGAGACGAACUCGCAGGAAGGGAAAUAUUCGGCCACUAGAAAUGCAGCUUACACAGCUUUCCCGCGCUCAGACGCAUGGUGUUCUGAGACACGGACCACCCCUCCCCCACUCUCGCAUGAGCAUGACAGCACACUCUCCGCCCCUUCCGCUGUCUCACUCUUACCGCUUCCUGGUUCAGAGGGGCCUGGAGAAAUCCACUUCCUGUCAGCAGCGGCUUCUGGAAAAUUCAGUUUCCUGAGUUGGAGGGACCUGUACGGCUACGUUUUUACGACUUUUGGGAGAAACUGCAAGACUCCUGCACUGACCUUUCUGGAAAUUUCUGGAAAAUGUGUCACUUUUCCUGGAUGAAUCUCACCUUUCUGGAAAAAGGUGUCAUGUUUUCUGGAAAAAUCUCACUUUUCUGGAAAAAAAUCUGUCACUGUUCUGGGAAAAUCUCACUUUUCUGGAAGAAUCUCACUUUUUCUGUGCAUCAGAGGCGCUGGAGUGGAUCUUGCUGCAGCUUUGGAGGAUGCCAAACGAAGACCAACACCGCCGUAACCCAACACACACUCUUUCUUGUGACCAAAGAUGGCACAAAAGCUCUUUUUUCACAGAAAAAAACCCAAGGACGCUUUUUACUCGCUUCCUGUUCCUUCCUAUUCGCUUUUCUUCCCUCACUUAGCCCUGCUCCUGUCAGGAGGAGGAGGAUCGCUGUGGUUUAUUUGUGUUUGUUUUAAAAUGAAAACAAACAAAAAACAACACAAGGAAUUUUUUUUUCUGUACAUAAGUUAACAUUGUGUAAAAAAACAACUCUAACAGCCGCCAGGCUCGGGGAAAAGCACGGAUUACGGAAGUGCUUUCGACGUUUUAAGAAAGUUUGAAUGAAACUCUUACAUGUUGCUCUUGUAUAAUUGAUUAUUAAUUAUAGAAGGUAGGUUUGUACAUGAAAAAUAAUGUCAGACAGGGGACCUUUCCGUAACAGUAAGAAGUUCUCUGCGAAUUUGAACAGUUCCCAAAAUGGGAAUUUCAGAGUACUAUUAAUAUUUUGCAUGCAGUCCACCUUAUUUUAAGUACCUUCUUUUAUAAGUUUGCAUUCAAAAUAGAAUAAAAAAGAGACUUUUUUCCUCCUGCGCACAUACAGCGCUGAGGAGUCCCACACUUUUCUAUUCUGAAGAUCUAUAAACAGUGUAGCUGGGUUAAAGUGUGCUGCCCCCUGCUGGAGGAACGAACUGAAUGUAACUGCUUAGAAAACUGGCUCAUCGUCCAACUAUAAGUGUCUGACGUUGUAGGAUUAUCAGCUAAAACAGUGUAAAAGUCUCUCUCUGUGUGUCCUAAGGCUGUGUAUUUGACCACUAUAGCGGUCAAGUGUCCUCACAGGGUUUUUUCCUUAAAGGCUGCUGUGGUUUUUAGCUAAAAAAAAAAGUAAAAAAAAGGCUUUUAUUUUACCUUUUUUUCAGGUUUCUGGUGAAUAUUUUCUUCCCGGACGUUUAUAAUCACAUGCAAAAUGACGUCAGAGUUAAUCAUGUAUAAAAAAAAAGUUAUUUUACACAUCAGAUAAAUCGUGUUUGUCCCUGUUUAGAGCAGAGUCUGUGUGUUGCCGUGCACUGCGUUGAUUUUUAGAGGUUUUUUUGUUAGCGUUUAGCCAUUUCUUUGCUAAUCUGAUCUAGUUUGAGUAGAGCGUGUAAAACUAAAGCAGAUUGUAGUUUGCUGAUUUACUUUUAAAAUAGGAAGUGAUGUCACGGUGGCGGGGGGGGGGUGUGUCUUUCUACCUCCCCUUUACCUGUCAAUCAGUCUGUAGGCGGGGCCUGGCGUAGUCCGUUUGCGUUCGUUUGGUUUGAUAACCCGUUUUCAUCCUUUUUAAUGUAAAAAAUUCUUACUUACCGAGUGAAGCCAUUUAAACUGAACUGUAUUCUAGCACUUUGGUUAUGGAAGGUCUUCUCUUUUAGAAGCUAGCAGCUACGAUGCCACCAUAAUGUUUCAAAUGUCUUAAAAGAAUCAAAUUUAACAAUAAAUAAAGACAUUGAUUUUGCAAACCUA